AUCCAUGGGACUGGCCCUGUUGGUCAGUCAUUGAUUUUGAUUUUACAUCGCCUCGCGCGACUUUGCAUCAUCUUGGCUUGAAUGUCCAUUCUCGUCCUUUGUCUCGCGCUCCUCCGCCAGAAGAUCAACAGCUCGUCGUCUGACAACCAGCUCUGCCAAGGUAGCUGUACCCCGUGUUCUGUCCUUGCGACUGGCAGACCGAUUCCGCUCCUGUCGAGUUGAUUACUCAGUCCGGCGGUAGCUCAAAACUCGUAUCCGCAAGCCAUGGAUGGCUCUGGCUCUCCGUCCUCUUUACGACCCAUGGCACCUUCCCCUAGACCUCAGAACGAGGAGGAAGAGCUUCAAGUUGGUCCUAUAGAUCCAUUGUCAGACCCGGAGAGACCAAGCAUUGAAGUUGGCGUGGAAACGAUUCGACCGCCGCCUCCCCCUCCUCACCUAGACGAGAGUAGCAUUCAUGCUAUUGCUCAACGAGGUGACACACUCGCUCUCUCCAAGCUAUUGGAAUCUGACCGGUCCGUGAACCUAUCAACGCGAGAUAGCCAAGAUGUGACGCCAUUACAUUGGGCAGCAAUUAACGCUCAUAUCUCGACCUGUCGAUUUCUUCUAGAUAAUGGUGCGGAGAUAGAUCCGAUAGGAGGGGAGCUCAAAGCGACACCACUCCAGUGGGCAGCGAGGAAUGGACAUCUCUACGUCAUACAUCUUCUGUUGAGCAGAGGUGCAGAUCCUAAUGUACGGGAUGGUCAGGGGUUCAACACCUUACAUCUGAUUACCCAUUCCAGUGCGGUCAUGCCGCUUCUGUACAUGCUGCACCAACCCAUCGCUAUCGAUGAGAAGGAUGACGACGGACAUUCAGCUUUGAUGUGGGCCGCAUAUCAAGGUGGGACACAACACUGCAAUACGAUUUUGGUUCUUGACUGACGGAUGACAGGCGACGCCAUAUCUGUAGACCUCCUACUGCGUCACGGAGCGUCCGUCGAGACACGCGACAAUGCUGGUAUGACACCACUACAUUGGGCGGCUGUAAAGGGCUCGUCACCCUGUAUCAGGUAUCUACUAGAAGCUGGCGCAGACCUCGAUGUCAAGGAGAAUGCAGGAAAGACAGCGCGAGAUAUGGCGGAGGAGCUAAAAGGGAUUCUGCCGUUCCAGAGAGGUCUACAAGAGGCGGGAUACACGU
Molecule: messenger RNA, 1174 nt
Organism: Kockovaella imperatae
Lineage: Eukaryota; Fungi; Basidiomycota; Tremellomycetes; Tremellales; Cuniculitremaceae
Product: ankyrin repeat-containing domain protein
Exons: 3
Coding region: 265-918 (217 amino acids)
Biological process (GO): protein palmitoylation
Cellular component (GO): Golgi membrane
Molecular function (GO): protein binding; palmitoyltransferase activity
Source: RefSeq, a predicted model, not a curated record